GCUCAACACCUUUUUUUCCACUUUGCCCAUUCCCAUCUCCAUCAUGGAAGAAACCACCGAAAAGAAGCCUGAACAAAAGUGGUUACCUUUAGAAGCUAAUCCAGACGUUUGGAACGAUAUUGUGCACAAACUCGGCGUGAGUCCCAAAUGGAACUACACGGAUGUUUAUGAAAAAUACGAAAAGUUCAAGGAACAGGAAGAGGCCAAAUUGACCAAGCUUGAACAGAACAUCAGUCCCAAUGUCGUCUUCUUCAAACAAACCAUUUCCAAUGCUUGCGGCAUGAUUGCCUUGUUGCAUUCUCUCGCGAAUAACGAUGACGAUAUCAUUGGCCCUGGCUUAUUGCACGAAUUGAUCGAAAAGUCCAGAAGUAUGUCUCCCGAUGAACGUGCCGAAUUGCUUGAAAACUCCAAAGAGCUGGCAAAGGUUCAUCAAUUGGCGGCAAAUGAUGGUCAGACCCAGGCACCUAGUUUGGAUGAGGAUAUCAACCUUCACUUCAUCUGCUUUGUUGACGUGGAUCAGCAUCUGUAUGAAUUGGAUGGACGCAAACUAUUCCCUAUUAACCACGGAAAAUGCACCGAUCUUGUGGAGGGCGCUGUCAAGUUUAUGAAACAGUAUAUGGAGCGUGAUCCAGAUCAAAGCAAUUACAGUGCCAUUGCACUGUGCAAGACGGAUUAAUGUCACGACAACUCCUACACCGACUCUUGUGAUGUAAAAAAAAAAGUUCAUCUCCUUUACUGCUAUUACUUUUUUUUUCCCCAUCUCGUGUGCAGUCAACAAUAAGAUUGGAAGAAAAGAAACUAACCCAAAAAAAAAAAAAAACCAUCC
Molecule: messenger RNA, 826 nt
Organism: Radiomyces spectabilis
Lineage: Eukaryota; Fungi; Mucoromycota; Mucoromycetes; Mucorales; Radiomycetaceae
Exons: 7
Coding region: 44-676 (210 amino acids)
Biological process (GO): ubiquitin-dependent protein catabolic process; protein deubiquitination
Cellular component (GO): cytoplasm
Molecular function (GO): cysteine-type deubiquitinase activity
Source: RefSeq, a predicted model, not a curated record